UCCCUCGCAAAUACAAUCUCUCUCUCUCUCUCUCUUUCUCUCUCAAGGAGCAAUGACCGGUUCGCCGUCACCGAUUGGUGAUCAUCUUACUGUUCAUCAUCUUCAGGAGCAGGAGGCUGAAUCGGAUCUGUCGUCUCUCGUAUACGAAAUGUCACAGCAAGUUCAGAUGGCAAUGGAGAACAUGCUCAAGAUGGUCAAUGAAAUCGAUCAAAAUUCUAUUGGAAUAAAGGAAGAAAUUGAGAAAUCCAAGGAGUAUGCUGUGGAGAAGAAACGAGUCCUUGAAGAUGAGAAAGAACAGUUCCAGAAAGCCGCCUACACUAUUCUUGACAUGCUAAGCAGCCGAGAUUAACUGCGAGGCUCACGCGAACGGGCAUCUUCUGCGACAAACCGUGCUGUUUUGUAUUGCAACAUUAUUGAACGCUAAAAAGGAGGUACGAGCUUUUUGGCAUAUCGCUAUUAUUGAGCCGUUUGGUUUACUGUAUGUUUUUUUCCCUCUUGUCCUCUGCUGGCUAUAACUCGCAAAGAAUCAUCUAGAAAAGGUAUAAUGUCGUGGGAUCGUCUCGUUUUCCUGAUGAAAGAUCAUGGACAUAACCAUGCCCAGAAUACA
This is a messenger RNA of Tarenaya hassleriana, 607 nucleotides long. RefSeq lists its product as uncharacterized. Lineage: Eukaryota; Viridiplantae; Streptophyta; Magnoliopsida; Brassicales; Cleomaceae. The transcript is spliced from 4 exons. The record is from RefSeq and is a predicted model, not a curated record. The coding region runs from base 53 to 349 and encodes 98 amino acids.